GUUCCCUGUACUAUACAUUCUCCACAAGGUAAAUAUACUAUGACGUGUAAUGCCAAGUGAUGACGUGGCUGCCAGCCUCGAUAAAUCUAAUAAUUAUUUUAAAAUGGUAUUAGGGCUUCUAGCUCCGAGCGGAGAACAGGUAGAGUCUCAAGCGGCGAACGGCGACGGCGGCGAUCGGCUGAUUCGAUUCUAGAGCUGCGCGCGCUCCGCCGGGCAAUGUGUGGAUUGCGCAAUGGCCAAGGCGGCGGCGGCGGCGGCGGCGAGCACACUGGAAGGGCUCCUGGAGGAGGCAAAGAGGCGCGCGGUGCUCUUCGUGCUCUUCGUCUUGACCAUUGCCUAUUGCAUGUCGUUGACGAGCAAUUCGGUGGUAGUAAACAUUCCAAUCGCGAUUGUGCUGCUGGCGGUGACUCGGAGAAUCUCGCUGGAGCUGAUAAUCCGGUGGAGGCCGUCUAGUUUGGAAACUAUUCCAGUCAUCUAUCAAUGCAAGCGCCUUGCACCAAAUGAUCCUUUGAUCUCGUCUCCCUCGGUGCCAUCAACCAAAUGGCGAUCGCAAAUCGACUCUCCAGCAGUGGAAGCUGCUCUCGAAGAAUUCACUCAUCGCAUUGUGGCCGAGUUUGUGACCAACCUCUGGUACGCCAUGAUCACUCCUGACCGAGAAUGUCCUCAGGAAAUCGAAAACAUCAUCAAUGGGGCCAUUGGUGAGGUUUCAGUAAGAGUUAAGCAAGUAAAUCUUAUCACACUUUUAACUAGGGAUAUUGUUGAUGUUAUUGCGAAUCAUCUUGAAGUUUAUAGAGAACUGCAAGCUUCCAUUGGUGCCGACUAUCUUGGCACUCUAUCUACCGAAGAGAGGGAUGAGAAAAUAAAGAAGAGCCUUGCAUCAGCAAAGAAACUUCACCCGGCCGUGAGCUCUGUUGAGAUGGAAAUCCAGGUCCUUCAGCGACUGAUGGGUGGUGUCCUUGCAAUCGUUUUGGGACCUGAAGAAGCGAACUGCAAAAUAGUGCGUUGCUUUUCUCGGGAGUUGCUGGCUUGUGCUGUAAUGCGUCAAGUGAUGAACUUAGCAUGUCCAAGAAUAAUUAACGAGGUAAUUGACUGGCUAGUCGUCUCGCAACGUAGUCGACUAUCAAAGGGCAUCAAAGCGCCAGCCGAAAUUAUUCGCGCCGAUUCUUCUCAAUUUACAGAUUCGGGCAUGCUUCCGACAGACGUUGGGGUAGAAAUGUCUGAAGUUGGAAAGAUUGAAGACGAAGAGAGCAGCAAAAAGGUUUCCACUUCUACAUCCUCGCUAACAGCGCAGUCAAUGAAAAGCGGAACACAUUCAGCACACCACGUCUAUCCAUCGCGUUCAGGAGACUGGGCGCAUGCCCUUGACGUGUUUAACCAGAGAAAAACUCAAGCUCUUGCUCCUGAACACUUGGACAAUUUAUGGGCUAAAGGUCGGAAUUACAAGAGAAAGGAUGCUAAGAAAACGGUGCCUAAAGGUGGUGGCUUGGAACAGUCCACAGCGACGGAAGAAGUGCCCAUCAUUGGUGACAACGACGAAGGAAUGUCCGAACUCCGAGACAUAAGAGAAGGCUCGAGUCUCCUUGAUAAGACAGUGACCGUGGAUAACGACUACUACGGGAGGCCUCGGAAUCAGUCGAAGGUUAUUGUUGUUGGCGAGGACAGUAUCGGAGUGCGUAGCGGGGCCAGCAAGGAGGCAUCAGUUUCACGGGUUAUACAUCAUCCUUUGGAAGUUCCUGAAGCUGGUCACGAAGAAAACAUGCAAAAGACUCAUCGCCAUCGACGAUCACAUAGCAGUGGAGGUGGGGUGGAUCAGGAGAAGUACUCGGAAGCGAGCAAGAAACCAGCACCUGGUGGAACCGUAGGCUAUAAAUCGAAGUUAUCCUGCAAGGUACUUGGUGCUCAUUAUGAAAAAAAUGGAUCGAAAUCUUUCGCUGUGUAUUCUAUCUCCGUGUCGAAUGUUGAAGAGCAAACAUGGGUCGUUAUGAGAAGAUAUCGCAACUUCGAGCAGCUUCAUCGUCGUUUACGAGACAUGCCGCAUUACACUUUGAGCCUACCACCGAAACGGUUUUUAUCUUCCAACCUCGAUAACGCGUUUGUACGCGAGCGCUGUGUUUUGCUGAACAAGUACUUGAAGGACUUGCUGUCUAUUCCAAGCAUAGCAGAGUUGCAUGAAGUGUGGGAUUUUCUUAGUGCCAAAUCUCGGAAUUAUGCGUUUGGCGAUUCCGUCUCGAUCAUGAAAACACUUGCUGUCAAUGUCGACGAUGCUGUGGAUGAUGUGUUCCGACAAAUUAAAGGAGUCUCUGGUGGGGUUUUAGGGACCACUGGAACGAGAAAAAGCAGCUCGCUUAUUGAAAGGAGCGAGCCAAGUCAAACGUGGAAUGCUGCUGCAGUACCAUCUUCAUAUGCAGUAGGCGACGCUGCUACAAAUAGUCAGCCUUCGGAUGAUGAUGGAGAAGAUGGCUAUGGAUCCGGCUGGCAUUCGGACAGUGAAGUGCAUAAUGUGCAGCACAACAGACGGCUAGAAGCUUCUUUUUCCGAUGGCCAUUCCCCUGUAGAGUCCCUUGCCGGGUCCGAGAUGAUCGACGAGCCUGAGUGGAAUCCUCCCAAGGUGACAGUACCUUUGCUUAAUCUUGUAGAUAUAAUUUUUCAGCUCGAAGGCCGUGGCUGGAUCAGGCGGCAGAUCGUGUGGAUCGCGAAACAGGUGCUACAGCUGGGAAUGGCUGAUGCAAUCGAUGACUGGCUUCUUACACAAAUUCAGUAUCUUAGAAGCGAGGACGUCAUUGUGUGUGGAAUCAAAAGACUUCAGCAGCUUCUAUGGCCGGAUGGUAUCUUUCUAAUCAAGCACCCGAAAUUCCAAUUAUCAGCCGAUAAUCAAGCUGCUCCUCAGCUCUCGUUUGAAGAUGAAUUGGAGGCUGCUCGUCGCAAGAUGGUUGUAAGAGAGCUUUUGCAAGAUCAAGCUCCCACUGCGCUGGUCAGUUUGAUUGGAAGAAAACAGUACAUGCGCUGUGCCAAAGACAUAUAUAGUUUUCUCCAAUCCCAGGUCUGCAUCAAGCAACUCGCGUAUAGCCUCUUGGAAAAGGUGCUCGGGGCCGCGUUUCCCGAGCUCGAGGAUCUAAUCCUGGAAGUUCACGGAGCAACUGCGUGAAUCGUUCAAAGUUUUGAUAGCUACAAUCGUGAUCGUUUCACGAGAGGCUGUUAAAAAAGUAUGUUGUACAUUGUUUCUCCUUGUACAUGUAAUUCUUCCAUACCAUACCAUAUCCCGUGGC
This is a messenger RNA of Selaginella moellendorffii, 3266 nucleotides long. RefSeq lists its product as uncharacterized. The record is from RefSeq and is a predicted model, not a curated record. Lineage: Eukaryota; Viridiplantae; Streptophyta; Lycopodiopsida; Selaginellales; Selaginellaceae. Gene Ontology annotation, molecular function: phosphatidylinositol binding. The transcript has 17 exons. The coding region runs from base 233 to 3145 and encodes 970 amino acids.